GUUUGCCCAAGUCGGUCCUGGCUGCGUCUCGCCCGAUCGAUCGAUCUAUCGACUGCUGCUGCUGCUGCUGCCGCACACCCCGCUGGCGUCCGAGACUGCGACCAGCAUCAGCCAUUUAGCCGGCAUCUGCUGAGCGCCCAGUCACAUCGGCUCGCUCCUCGUCACCAACACAACUCUCCAACACAACUCUCCAGCACACAUCACACAUCCCCGUCAACGUCUCCAAGACAUGUUCGCCCUAUAUCGCCGCUCGAUCGGACGACUUCCGACCGCGGCUCUGCUCCGCUCGCCGUACACCGUCGCCUGCCAGUUCUCGUCGGCAGCUGUCUCACGAUCGUCACUGGCCGAGGCUUCGCCAUCACAACCUCUGCUGUCGGGCGACUUGUCAUGGAUCUCGAGAUUCUACGGCUCGCUGGACUCGCAGAACUUCCGCCAGGCGUGGGCAAACUACUCGGUGCUGUCGUCCAAGGGAUUGGGUUCGCUCCUGUCCGUGAACGAGUUCAACCAGAUCAUGGAGCUCCUCUACAGCAAAACCAUCGGCCGACCCAGCACGCGCCAUGUUCUGAUCCGCCGUGUCUACGAGGACCUGACUCGUACACACCGCCCCAACCUCGAAAGCUACAAGCACAUUCUUUUUGUGUGCUCGGUCGAGGGAAACGUUGCCGAGGCCGAAGCCGUUCUCUCGGAGAUGAAGCGGGCCAAGAUGCCGUAUGAGAAGGACGAACUCAUCAUGACCUUCCUGGCAACGACCUACGCUCGCGCGGGAGACGCCGAGAAGACCAAUGAGUAUCUCAAGGCCCUGCGAAAGCGCUCGCUGUCCAUCUUCCACCACAACCGCAUCAUGGGCGCGCUGGCCAAGUCGGGAAACCGCCAGGCCGCAACCGAGUUCUACAACCGCAUGUGCAAUCGCCGCCCCUAUGCCGACCGUGUGACCAUCCAGCCGCUGAUGACUCUUGCCGAGAGCGAGAGCGAUUACGACGCUGUCGUCGAGCUGUUCGAGCGCAUGCGCCAGACCCUGGUGCCAUCCGAGGGUGCCUAUGCCUCGGUUCUGAAGGCCCACAUUGAGCGCGGCGACCUCAACAGCGCUGUCGAGACCCUCACCCGGAUGGAGGAGCAGAACUUCAACAAGAGCAGUCGCAUCUUUGCACUGCAGCUCCAGGUAGCCCAGAGGCUCAACGAGGCCGACCUGUUCUGGAGCACCUACGCCAAGAUUGUCGAGAAGGGUGUCAGUUUCUCAGACUCGAUCUGUGGUCUUGUCGCGAGCCAGUGCGGCCCUGUGGCCCAGCCCGAGGAAUUCUAUGCCAAGAUCGAGACGAUUGCUUCGAGCGUCGAUCUUCCUGUCUCGGCCGAGCUGCUGGGCCACCUCGCCCGCGGCUACGUCGUCAACGGUGACGAGUCCUCGCUCCAGGCUGUGUUGGAGCUCAUCAAGACCAAACUGCCGGAUGAGGCGGCCUCGUCGCAGAUGCUGGAGGUGUACAACUCCUUGAUCGCGACGUACUGCGACCAGGGCAAGGGUGACUCGGCUAUCCAGCUGUUCGACCGCAUCCUGGCCUCGGGUCUCUCGCCCAAUGCCGCCAGCUACAACACCGUCCUGCAGCAUUUUGCCACUCACGGCAAGGGCACCGAGGCCGAGGUCUGGAUCGACACGAUGAAGGGAGCAGGCGCCGCGGUCGACGAGAUUGCCCAGGAGGUGGUGAUCGAGUCGCUCGGCUUUGGCCACCCUGCGACAUCAAAACUGCUAGAGUACUCGACCGGGAGUGCCUGACGCCCAGCGGCCUACCAGCACUUUGACUGAAUAUACAUGCAUGCCUGUCUGUAC
Messenger RNA from Polychytrium aggregatum, 1819 nucleotides. RefSeq lists its product as uncharacterized. Lineage: Eukaryota; Fungi; Chytridiomycota; Chytridiomycetes; Polychytriales. Gene Ontology annotation, molecular function: protein binding. The transcript has 2 exons. The record is from RefSeq and is a predicted model, not a curated record. Bases 230 to 1765 code for a protein of 511 amino acids.